This is a messenger RNA of Lotus japonicus, 1756 nucleotides long. RefSeq names its product probable inactive patatin-like protein 9. The record is from RefSeq and is a predicted model, not a curated record. NCBI's taxonomy places the organism in Eukaryota, Viridiplantae, Streptophyta, Magnoliopsida, Fabales, Fabaceae. The coding region runs from base 301 to 1413 and encodes 370 amino acids. The transcript is spliced from 2 exons. Gene Ontology annotation, biological process: lipid metabolic process.
UCAUCAUAAAAUAAAACAAAUACAGUCUAAACACAACAGAUAGUCAGUGACAACAGUAGAGACUAGAGACUGUAUAGUAGUGUAGUGUAGGCAGUGAUAAGCGCAAGCCGAGCCGGCUGACCCAUAAUAACACGCGCAAUUGCACGUGCCAAACCCCACUCCUCACACGUACGAGUGGAGGAAACGACAAAAGCGUCGUGUCUGUAUAUAACUACCCCACUCCCAAACUCAACUAUUCACUUUCUCUGUUCCAUCUUUCUCUCACUCACUUCACUCACUCACACUCUGAAUUGCAACACAAUGGAGUUAAGCAAUGUGACCCUCGAGAUCUUCACCAAACUAGAAACCAAAUGGCUUUCCCACUGCGAAUCCACCGUCAAAACCCGCAUACUCACCAUUGACGGCGGAGGAACCACCGCCAUUGUCGCCGGAGCCGCUUUAAUCCACCUUGAGGACCAGAUCCGAUCCCAAACCUCCGACCCCCACGCACAAAUCGCUGACUACUUCGACAUCAUCGCCGGCACCGGCAUUGGCGCAAUCCUGGCCGCCAUGAUCACCGCUGACGACGGUUUCGGCAGGCCACUCCACACCGCUAAAGACGCUGUUGACAUCAUCACUAACAAAAACAAAGAACUCUAUAAGGCGAAGUUCGCCGGGGUUUUCCGCCGGCAACGGAGAUUCUCCUCGAGAAGCAUGGAGAACACGUUGAAGCAAGUCUUCUGCCGAAAAGAAGAUCAACGACGUUUGUUGACACUGAAGGACACGUGUAAGCCAUUGUUGAUCCCUUGCUUUGAUCUGAAGAGCUCUGCGCCGUUCGUAUUCUCCAGAGCCGACGCGUCGGAAUCGCCGAGUUUCAACUUCGAGCUCUGGAAGGUUUGCCGAGCCACGUCAGCGACGCCGGGGGUGUUCAAGCCAUUCCAGUUUAACUCCAUCGACGGAAGAACCUCAUGCUCCGCCGUCGACGGCGGAUUGGUUAUGAACAACCCGGCGGCAGCGGCGGUCACGCACGUCCUCCACAACAAGCGUGACUUCCCGUCAGUGAACGGCGUCGAGGAUCUCCUUGUUCUCUCCAUCGGGAACGGAUCGCCGGUGAGGAAAAUGAGCGACCACCACCGCGAGUGCUCGACGUCGUUGGUGGUUGACAUCGCGCUCGACGGCGUUUCCGAGAUCGUUGACCAGAUGGUGGGAAACGCAUUCUGUUGGAACCGUACGGACUACGUGAGGAUUCAGGCGUUUGGUUUGGGAGGAGAAGAAAACGAUGUGUUGAAAGAGAGAGCGUUGGAAUCGUUACCGUUUGGCGGGAAGCGGUUACUAGAAGAAAGUAACGGUGAGAGGAUCAAGAGCUUCGUGCAACGCCUUGUUGCUACCGGAAAAUCUAGUUUACCACCAAGUCCUUGUAAGGUUCCGCCGUAAGCUUUGUCGCUGACGGCAGUUUUUUGUUGUUGUUGACGGUGGUGUAAGUUGUAGUAGGAACUUGUAUGAUGGAGUGAAUAGCAGUUAAUAAGAGUUUGACUUUGACUUCAUGUUAGGGAAGGAAGGUGUGAGGUGAAGUGGUUUUCUAAAGUGGGACAUGACGAUUUGAGUUUUGUAGAACACACCUAAUUAAAUGGUAGUAACUGCGGUUAAUGUGAUUGGUAAUUUCCCAAAAUGGCUGCGUGAUUCGUGGAGAUGGAGCUCCACGACUAUACUCGUGAGUCGUGACAAACCUAUUUCUAUAACUCUCUUUUUUUAAGAAUAAUCACGUUUUUGUGCUCCA